UAGGUUAAAGUGCGCGUGUAGCGAGCGCGCGCACGCCGAGGGGGGAAGCAUCUGCCGCACACGCGCGCGCAGGGAGGACAACAGACGAGUGAAGAAGAAGAAGAAGCAGACGAGCUGCAUCCUGCGAGCAUGAAGAAGAGCAAGCACGGAGGACAGGGGCCACAGGACUCGGGACAUCCGGCCCCCCAGCAGCCGGAGAAGGUGGGCUGGAUCAGGAAGUUCUGCGGCCGUGGAAUCUUCAGGGAGCUGUGGAGGACUCGCUAUGUGGUCCUGAGAGGAGACCACCUGUUCAUCUCGGACAAGGAGGUGAGGGACGAGCGCAAGGCGCAGGAAGUCUUCAACCUGGCCGACUACGAGCGCUCAGAGGAGCUGAGGAAAGCGAAGAGUCGCAGCAAGAAGAACCACAGUCGCUUCACUUUGCUUCGCUGCAGGCAGCCCGGAAACACGGUUCCCAACCUGGUCUUCCUGGCCGUGAGUCCGGAGGAGAAGGAGUCGUGGGUCCACACGCUCAACGUGGCAAUCGUCAGGGCCAAGAACCGCGUUCUAGACCAGGUGACCAUGGAGGAGGACGUGUUGGUCCAUCCCACCAGAGACAGAGCCAAGAUCCCGCAAGGGCGCCGGCUGCCCACCAGAGGACACCUCGUGGCUGUGGCGUCCACGUCCUGUCACGGCUUGGUGACGCUUGACCUGGUGGCCGAGGAGGAGGGGUUCUCCUCGGAAUGUGACUCAUGGGACAACGGCUUCCGUGUGGGUUCCAGCAGCCAGGUGGCGGCGUGUCAGCUGGUCGGAGGACGUCAGCGCUCGGGCACUGAUGUGUCCAAGUUACGGGUCAGAACCAAGGAGCCCAAAGUGAAGACUGGGAGUCUGCCCAGGGGAAGUGAGCGUUCCUGGGGAAAAUAUUCCCACCUGGAAGGCUCCAAGGUGCACAAGAGCCAGCAGCUGCAGGCCCUCCAGAAUCAGUCCAGAACACCUCAGCCUGGUAAGAGGUCCAGCGUGCAGGUGCGGAGUCGCUGCGCCUCCAUGGAUGAAGUCCUCUCCUCCAGACCGGCGAUGAUCCGCUCCGAGUUGCGCUCGGCUCUUCGCCGCUGUCCAACCGAAGAGGACGGCGGUGCUUCAGUGCAGCCGGUGGGUCAGCUGCAGAGCCUCAUCGCUCAGAGGAUGCAGCGAGCUCAGGAGUUGCUGGAGGAGAUGAGACUGCAGGAGCUGCAAAAGGCCAAAGCGGAGCGCGAGCAAGGAGGUAGCUGGUCUUUGGUGAAGAGCGUAGAGUCUCCUCGUCUUCAUCACCUCAGGGGUGCCGACUCGCCUCAUUCCAGCAGGUCGUCGGGGUCGCCGCGGAGCAGGAGCAGCGACUCGCCCCGGCUGAGAGGGAGGGAAUGUCGGCGGUCCAAAGCCAGAAAGAAUGGAUCGUCCCGCUCCAGAGGCUCUCGCUCGCCUGCUCAAGCCAACGAGUCACCUCUCUGGAAGAAUUCCCCCAAACUUAAAGAAGGCUCCAACAUGGAGGAGACGCCCAAGCUUCUGGAAUCGCCGCCAUGCGUCCCACGCCUGGACGGCGUCACGGCUGAUUGGCCGGCAGAGUCGUCCUCGCUCCACAGCGGCGACGACUCUUCCUGUGCCAGUCAGCCCAACUCGGAGAGUGCGUCUGAAACGCGGGACACGAGCCGGCGCCUGUCCCCGCCCCCCUCCCAGCUGAAGGAGGAUGAGCUGGAGAGGAGGCGUGUGGAGGCAGAGCGCCUCCUGGUGGAGGCCAUGUCAUCCUGGCAGGAGGCGCAGGAGGUGCUGCAGGAGGUGAAGGAGCUGCAAAGCCAGACGCUGCGACGCCAGCGCAGGAGGACCUACCAGAAGAUGACCUCCACGCCCACGUCGCCCGAUGUCACCGAUCCCCCCGCAGAAGAGGAUGGCGCGGCGACGGUCGGGACGUCGCCCGAGGACGAGUCUCCGUAAUCUGGACUUGUCCUCCUGAUGAACAUUCCACUGUUUGAGCACUGUGACGCUCAGCUCGGCUCUGAAGGCUGCAGAAGCACUGACUUGUCUUUCUAAACCUCUUUUCCAUUUUUCUACUGGACUUGACAGGGAAAACAGGAAGUGAUGUCCUCUGGUCGUGCACAUGUAGGACCAUCAGGGAGAUAAUCAGCAAUAACAACAAUGUCUUCUUUGUUGUCAUUCAUUGGCUGUGUCUCAAAUGGAAUACUUCCGUCGGCACACAUUAAUAAGUAUACUGUACUGUCUACACAGUGUACUUACUUCCUGAGGGCUUGAAUUUUGACAGUGUAGUGCUGUCCCAAAUCCCUUAGUUGUUAUGCACUUACUGGAAAUGACAAUCACAAUGUUUACCCUGCUUUCCAUCUUCUCUCCUUUUAAUAGUGAAUUGCAACCACUCAGGUCAGAGUCCCUCCUCCUUCCGCUACCGAGGGCAGUACUUUUCCAGCACUGUACUCUCACCAUUUUGAACGUUUUGAGUGCUGACAGCGCCCUGCACUCAGUAGGAACACACUCACGCACUCAAACGACUAAGCUAAGACUGUGUUCCAAAUUGUGUACGUCCACACUUAGUCAGUAUACACAGUAAGUAUACUGUGUACACGGUGUACUUAGUUCCUGAGGGCAUGUAUUUCCACAGUGGAGUGCUGUCCCAAAUCAUCACUGUCCUUGCACACUUACCGGUAAUGGCGACGACCGUUUUUACCGUCUUCUUCUUCUUCUCUCCUUUGUGCAUUGCAACCACUCGCGUCACAUAGCCUGCUGAGGCACUGCACACUCACUGUUCUAGUGCAAUAUCCGGGUACUGCAUUUUGCCGUACUUCUCAGUGUGAACGCACUUAUGCACUUCAAGUACAGAAGGGCGCCAGUUGAGACACAGCCAUUGCUUUGUUGCUCUUCAUCCAAGGAUCGACGGCGUCAUCAAAGACGCGCCCCAAAUUCCAAAACUGGAUUCUCUUGCAGAGCAACACAACAAUGCAACCAUUGCCGAUAACACGUGUUUAUGCAAAGAAAAAUAAAAUAGGCUCAGGCGUAUAAUAGGAUUCUAGAUUCAACGUUAUUAUUUAACAUUGGCAGAGGUCUUCUCUUUCCUGUGCAUCUUUUCACCAACAACCAAAGCACACAACUUGUCCCAUACAGUUACGUCGCAAGAUGUUGGCACGUGAUUUCUGAUGUCAUCACCAUUUUACUGCUCCUGUUGUGCACGUGCGUGCGUGUGUGUGUGUGUGUGAGACAUGAAAAACCAUCUUUGAUCUUUUUCUUCUCUAGUUCGUGCUUGAAGUGAACAACAUGGCUGUUUUGGUCCCGUUUGGACCACAUGCACAAUAAAUAACUUGUCAAACCGAACGAAUGAUUCAUUGCUAUAGAACACACACACACACACACACACACACACACACGCCUGUGCAGGUCAGUGAGCAGAGUAGCAGAUGUAGGCCAGACGAGCAACAUCGCUCCAUUACACCUCAAACACUCUGCGUGUGUCAUUAUGCAUGCAUGUGCGCACAUUGCUUGAUGACAAAUCUGAGUGUGCGCGUGUGUGGUAAAGGAGCAGUCGUGUCACUUCCCUUUAUGCAGGAAGUGAUUCAUCAUGUGACCGUCAUCCUGCUGUCAAUCACAGCAAGCGUCAAUACGGAUGUGAUCCCAUCACAAAGCGCUGCGCAUGCAGUAGCUGCGCCGUUAGCGUGCGUGCUUACGGGCUUUUAUGUUUUGAAGUGAGAUGAGGCAGUCGUGCUCGCAUGAGAAAGGUUUAAAUUAUUCACGCUGAUUCUUUCUGUGCAUGUCGCAUCAUCAGCACCAUCACAUCUUUUAUUUACACACACACGCACGCACACACACACCUACACGUUCCAGGUCAGUGUUAGUUUGUUCUCAUUAGGCUCAGUGUGUGUUUGUGUGUGUGUGUCUUGGGGGAUGGUUGUGUUGCUUCAUUGUGACUCAAAGCCCUGCAGCAUCUCUUCUAAACCUCUGCAUCACUCUCCUUUCCUUUCCUCCUGUGUGUGUGUGUGCGUGCGUGCGUUGUUAGCGUGCUAGCAACAGAGCUAAAAAUACUUCCUGUUUGCUGUGAGGUCACUGUGAUGUAAUCAACACCAUACGUGUUGUAUAAAAGCUUUUAGGUCAGAAUAAAUAUUUUAUCCCAACACACGCACGAUCACGCAACAAAAGUGAGGGAUCAGAGGUCAGUGUCGUGAUGAAGAAGGUCAAACACACACGCUUCAUAUUCAACUAAAGUGUGAAUGGUUGCUGCAGUAAGAGCUGACCGCCAUCUGCCGGACAAAAGGUGCACAGCGAGGAAGUCAACUUGGAAACGACGCCAACUGUUUGUUCACGUGAGUCACGUGACGGCAUUCACGCGCCUUCAGUUGCUUUUUUUUGUUUAACUUAAAAGUGAAGUUUGAUUUCACCGCACAACAGUCGACAAGACUUCACGCGCUGAAGUUGAUUCUCAAAUCAAAAAUACGUUUGAUACUUCAGCCAUUUGAGGUUAUGUUUGUUUUGUCUGUUGAAACACUGACCGAUCGUAAACGAAGCCACGUGUGAACUGUCAAGUUUUCAUCCUGAAAGCAGUAACACAUGAAUG
Dunckerocampus dactyliophorus (ringed pipefish) is the source of this 4558-nucleotide messenger RNA. RefSeq names its product pleckstrin homology domain containing, family O member 1a (gene plekho1a). The coding region runs from base 130 to 1941 and encodes 603 amino acids. Gene Ontology annotation, biological process: regulation of myoblast fusion. The transcript has 10 exons. The record is from RefSeq and is a predicted model, not a curated record. Gene Ontology annotation, cellular component: ruffle membrane; muscle cell projection membrane. NCBI's taxonomy places the organism in Eukaryota, Metazoa, Chordata, Actinopteri, Syngnathiformes, Syngnathidae.